This is a messenger RNA of Hibiscus syriacus, 2711 nucleotides long. RefSeq lists its product as uncharacterized. The transcript has 7 exons. Bases 375 to 2381 code for a protein of 668 amino acids. The record is from RefSeq and is a predicted model, not a curated record. NCBI's taxonomy places the organism in Eukaryota, Viridiplantae, Streptophyta, Magnoliopsida, Malvales, Malvaceae.
AAAGGAGAAAAACCAACGAUGAAAGGAGGGGGAAAACAAAGCCAGAGAAGGAGAUACAAUUCAAGCAAUACUGUUGAAGUAUAAUUACAAGGAAAAAAUGAUUCCAUUGAGCUUGUAUAGAAGCCUAGAAUAGAACGGAGUUCCCAUCGACAACCAGCCUGUCUGAUUUCCGGCACCGGUGAAUUGACCCAUUUACCCGUUUAUUUAGUCGGAAAAAGGUCGUGAGACCACCGUUGAAUGAAUCUGGCAUGUGAAAGUGGUUUUCUCCUGGGUUUCAACUCCAAAAUAAUUUCAUUUUAGAAGAGACUUUUCUUUUGUUUUGGUUUUUAAUUCCGGAAGAGUGCAUUGGGGCCGUUCGAUUGGAAUUUUCGAUCAUGGUGAUGAGGGCAUGGAUGGCAGUGGAAAAAACAAGGAGGAUCGUACGGACGGCUUUUUUCAUGGUGGCGAUGCUGGCGUCGCUACUAGCAUCGUCCCUUCCGUUGCUGGUGGCGGUAUGCGACAUCACGGUCCCUUUCCUUUUACUCUCGAGCUUCACGUGCAUCACGUGCUACGGUUUCCACGAGCACCUUCGUCGUUACGAUUUCAAAAACUCCUUAACUGAUAUACCUCUCGUCUCUAUCCUCAGAUCUAUAGUAAUCACUUGUGUGUAUUCGAUGUGCGACGGUCCAGCGUUAUCCCAUGGACCUUACUUAGGAACGGUUACUUUAUGUUCAUUCAUUUCGAUUCUUCUACUUUCAGUUAAAGCAUGUGUUUUUACGGUGAAUUCUCAAAUAGAGGCACAGGCAGAGGCAGGUAUAGAGGCGUAUCCAGCUUAUUCCCUUGCAAAGCAAAGGCUUCAUUUGAAGAAAUCAUGGGGGAUGCCUGUUUUGUUUCUUUCGUUAGUAAUUUUUGCACUUGGUCACACUGUAGUUGCUUAUAGAACAAGCUGUAGAGCAAGAAGAAAGCUUUUGCUUCAUCGAGUUGACCCUGAAGCUGUUCUUUCAUGCAAAAAUAUUCUCUCCGGCUUCCUGAAGGUUCGAUCUUCCACUCCCUCUGCAGGGAAAACUCCAAAAAGCGACAGUGAAACCAGGCGAAAUCCUUUCAGGCAAUCUCGAGAUGAAGGGGAACUCCCUGUUAGAUUACUUGCUGACAUAGAUAGUAUGUUCAUUAAAUUGCAAGGACUUACCAUUCAUUACAAGCUCUGCUUUCCUGGUUCUCCCACUAGGUCUUUGUUAUCUACUACAUUUCUAGAAUCAAAAGUUGGUUCUAUACCACAAGUUUCUCCUGGAAAGCUAAAGCUUGAGAGGCAAGCACUGAAAUUGUUGUCAAAGACGCAAUAUAACCAUCUUCAUAGAAGCUAUAGCAAUCAUUUUCAGACCUCUUCACUUUAUGCUCCAUUGUUGGAUGGAUCCCCAAGCUCUCCUGUUCUUUCUGAUGAUAUUCCUGUUUUGAGCCAUGAGGAUUCAGUUACACACUUUGAGACAAGUCAUUUGAACUGUGGGACUCUAGAGCAAGACAUAGAGGCAAAUGUCCAGCUUGGAAUUGUUUUAGUGCAUGGGUUUGGAGGGGGAGUCUUUUCAUGGAGGCAUGUGAUGGGGGUGCUUGCUUGUCAGGUUGGUUGUUCAGUUGCUGCUUUUGAUCGGCCUGGCUGGGGAUUGACUUCUAGGCCAAGCCGGAAGGAGUGGGAGGGAAAGGAGUUGCCCAAUCCUUACAAGCUUGAAACUCAGGUUGACUUGCUUCUUUCCUUUUGCUAUGAGAUGGGGUUUUCUUCAGUGGUGCUUGUUGGCCAUGAUGAUGGAGGCCUUCUUGCUUUGAAGGCUGCACAAAAAGUCCAAGCCUCUGUGAAUUCUUUUGAUAUUACGAUCAAAGCAGUGGUUUUGCUAAGUGUUAGCUUGUCAAGAGAAGUUGUCCCCGCCUUUGCAAGGAUACUCUUGCGCACUUCACUUGGGAAGAAGCACUUAGUUCGCCCGCUUCUGCGAACAGAAAUUACACAAGUGGUGAAUAGGCGUGCAUGGUAUGAUGCAACUAAGUUAACAACAGAAGUUUUGAGCCUGUAUAAGGCCCCACUAUGUGUUGAGGGUUGGGAUGAAGCGCUACAUGAGAUAUGCCGGUUGUCGCAUGAAACAAUCCUUUCACCACAAAAUGCAACGUCACUGCUAAAAGCGGUUGAAGAGGUCCCAGUAUUGGUCAUUGCUGGUGCUGAAGAUUCCCAUAUUUCUCUCAAAUCUUCCCAGGCCAUGGCUUCAGAAUUUGUUAAUUCUAGACUGGUUGCAAUAUCUGGGUGCGGCCAUCUUCCUCAUGAGGAAUGCCCCAAGGCAUUACUUGCAGCUAUUUCACCUUUCAUAAGCAGAUUGCUAAUCAGACCAGAACUGCAAAAAGUCUUCAGGACGCCUCCUUUUUGACUUAUUUAAAUAGGGUUCUUAUGUCUUGUAGGAGCCAUUCAAUCCUUAUCUUUAAUUUUUCCUUCCCCCCGUAUUCAUCAAGCAAUUUACCUCCAAAGGAAGAGAUAAAUUCAACCUCUCUUCUUUUGGGUAAUUUUGAUGAGUUAAGAGCCUUCGCUGUAGCCCUCUUUCUCUGGGGAGCUGUCUCUCUUGUAAUUUUCCUUUGCUUUCCAUCUGAUUUUGGAUGCAUGGUGGGGAUGAAAAAUUUGAAUGUUAUUUGCUACUUAAAAGGAGUGGUAAAAUGGCAGUACAUGUACAUAUUAUUUGUCGAAAUUAGCAAUUAAUGCAUUU